AUGGCCGAUGUACAACCAUACAAACGAGUUUGUUACUUCACCAACUGGGCACAAUACAGAACUUCUCCCAUGACCUUCAAAGCGGAUGAUGUGGAUCCUUUCCUCUGCACUCAUAUCAUGUACGCUUUCGGUAAAGUCGUGGGCAACACAAUCGAUGCUUAUGAAUGGAACGACAAGGGCACCGGUGGCCAAUACGAGAAGAUAAUGAACCUGCGAUCCGUGAACCCAGAUCUCAAGAUCCUGUUGGCCAUAGGUGGAUGGACUCACGGCACCGCGCCCUUCACUGCCGUGGUAGAUGACCCCAAUGACAUGGCAGCUUUUGCAAACAACGCCUUGGCUUACUUAAAAACAUACGGAUUCGACGGUCUGGAUCUGGACUGGGAAUAUCCGGGUGGUAAUGGAAGCCCUCCAGAGGACAAACAGCGUUUCACGUCUUUUGUGCAGAAACUUCGGCAAGUGUUUGACGCUGAUGGAGUAGCCAGCAACCGUGCGCCUCUGUUACUGACGGCAGCUGUUGCAGCUGGCAAAUCUACGAUUGACAAAGCCUAUGAAAUUGACCUCAUCUCCAAAGAGCUAGAUUUCAUCAAUCUAAUGAGCUACGAUCUUCAUGGAAGCUGGGAAGCAACCACCGGACAUCACAGUGCGCUUUUUGGUCGUGCUGGUGAAGGUGGAACUUCUGCGUAUAUGAAUGUGGAUUAUGCGGUGAACUACUGGAUUAAUCUCGGUGCACCUGCAGAAAAGCUGGUUUUGGGAAUGGGCCUGUACGGCAGAUCCUUCACCCUCUCUAGUUCCAGUAAUACAGGAGUAGGAGCCCCUGCCGUAGGAGCAGGAGCAGCUGGAACAUAUACUGGAGAAGCAGGGCUGUUGGCCUAUUACGAGGCAUGUGACGUGUGUUAUAAUUUGAAAUACAAUGGUUGGACAAGACAGUGGCACAGUGAACACAAAGUACCGUAUGCGUAUCACGGUAUCCAGUGGAUCGGAUAUGACGACACGGAGAGUUUCCAAGUGAAGAUUGACUACAUCAAGUCCAAAGGACUGGGUGGCGGUAUGGUUUGGUCUCUUGAUCAAGACGAUUUCAGCAACAGUUGUGGCGAUGGGGCAUAUCCUCUGAUGAACCUAUUGCGAAGUGGGCUGUCUGGAUCUCCUGUAGCUUCCACUUCUUUGCCACCGUCUUUGCAUUCCUCCUCUCAAACUGUGCCGUCCUCCUCCACAAGAUUACCUACCACCAUUCCAGGCACUGCAGUGUCGGGAUACAAACGAGUUUGUUACUUCACCAACUGGGCACAAUACAGAACUUCUCCCAUGACCUUCAAAGCGGAUGAUGUGGAUCCUUUCCUCUGCACUCAUAUCAUGUACGCUUUCGGUAAAGUCGUGGGCAACACAAUCGAUGCUUAUGAAUGGAACGACAAGGGCACCGGUGGCCAAUACGAGAAGAUAAUGAACCUGCGAUCCGUGAACCCAGAUCUCAAGAUCCUGUUGGCCAUAGGUGGAUGGACUCACGGCACCGCGCCCUUCACUGCCGUGGUAGAUGACCCCAAUGACAUGGCAGCUUUUGCAAACAACGCCUUGGCUUACUUAAAAACAUACGGAUUCGACGGUCUGGAUCUGGACUGGGAAUAUCCGGGUGGUAAUGGAAGCCCUCCAGAGGACAAACAGCGUUUCACGUCUUUUGUGCAGAAACUUCGGCAAGUGUUUGACGCUGAUGGAGUAGCCAGCAACCGUGCACCUCUGUUACUGACGGCAGCUGUUGCAGCUGGCAAAACUACGAUUGACAAAGCCUAUGAAAUUGACCUCAUCUCCAAAGAGCUAGAUUUCAUCAAUCUAAUGAGCUACGAUCUUCAUGGAAGCUGGGAAGCAACCACGGGACAUCACAGUGCGCUUUUUGGUCGUGCUGGUGAAGGUGGAACUUCUGCGUAUAUGAAUGUGGAUUAUGCGGUGAACUACUGGAUUAAUCUCGGUGCACCUGCAGAAAAGCUGGUUUUGGGAAUGGGCCUGUACGGCAGAUCCUUCACCCUCUCUAGUUCCAGUAAUACAGGAGUAGGAGCCCCUGCCGUAGGAGCAGGAGCAGCUGGAACAUAUACUGGAGAAGCAGGGCUGUUGGCCUAUUACGAGGCAUGUGACGUUUUUCUUGUCAUCUCAAUUAAGAAGCCACUUUUGCUGAUCUACUUAUCUAAACUAGCUGGCAUUUGA
Molecule: messenger RNA, 2190 nt
Organism: Saccostrea cuccullata (small rock oyster)
Lineage: Eukaryota; Metazoa; Mollusca; Bivalvia; Ostreida; Ostreidae
Product: chitotriosidase-1-like
Exons: 12
Coding region: 1-2190 (729 amino acids)
Biological process (GO): chitin catabolic process; carbohydrate metabolic process
Cellular component (GO): extracellular region
Molecular function (GO): chitin binding; chitinase activity
Source: RefSeq, a predicted model, not a curated record